Messenger RNA from Drosophila biarmipes, 1414 nucleotides. RefSeq lists its product as uncharacterized. NCBI's taxonomy places the organism in Eukaryota, Metazoa, Arthropoda, Insecta, Diptera, Drosophilidae. The transcript has 3 exons. The coding region runs from base 54 to 563 and encodes 169 amino acids. The record is from RefSeq and is a predicted model, not a curated record.
UAGAAAUCAGUUCAGUUCCGAAGAACACACAAAGUGAGUUGAAUCACAGCGGAAUGCCUGCCACGUCGGUGAUUUUGCUGAGCUUCUUCGUAAGUGCCAUCGUGGCCAUAGAUUUUCCAGAACACAAUUGCCCCGAAUAUUUCACAUAUGGCAUUGAAGGAAACGGAAGUUAUAUAGGCGUUUUCACGGCAAACAAGGCCGGCCUCAAUGUAUUGAAUUUCAAAGCGGUGUUUGAGUGGACAAAACUCAGUCUUCCGCAAGUAUCGGGUAUGAUGCCGUUUCCCAACUACAAAGAAGCCAUCGCAGGUAUUAACAAGGGACUUCGUGGCCAGACUUUUGUUCGAUUCAUUAACAUUAACAAUGUUAAUAAGCUGCCUACACUUACUAAAUUCUACCUUAAUGAUGAGUUACUUUGCAACGCAGCGCUAAAAACAUUUCGCAAACAUUCUGGACUAAAAAUUUCCACUAGAUUAUCCACCCAAGAGAAUAUUAGAAGAGUAGGAAAUACUCGCCCAAAAAUGCAUCCAACUUUACCGUUAAUAAAUCCCAGAGAGUUCAUAUGAUGUACUUACUUCAAAUAUUACUAAACGUCAUUUUUUUAAAACAACGUUAAAAAAAAUUAUAUCAUUAUUUCUUUGACCGUUUCUUUGACAGCUAUAUGUUAGAGUCGUCCUAUUUUUAUUACAUUUCAUUAGAAAUUCUUCUGUCAAAAUAAACCAAAGCUAUAAUUUGUUUCAUAUUAUUUUCUUACCAAUUUUCCGAUCGUUUCUAUAGCAACUAUAUAAUAUAUUCGUCCGAUUUUGAUAAAAUUUAAUUCGAAAAUCAGAAACUAUUAAAAAUGUUAUUUUUUAGAGUUAUUUUUUGCGUUUACUCCUAUGGGAGCUUUAAGAUGUCGUUGUCCGAUUGCUUUAAAACUGAGAGACUAGUUUUCGUAGAAACUUCUGACUGAAAUCAUAAUAUCCUCUGCGAGGGUAUAAUAAUGAAGCGUGAAUAUAUGAGGUUAAUAAAAAUGUGUUCUACCUACAAUCGGUAUACGCUUACGGAUAGCAUUCGAGGUAUCAUUUAAAGGCACAUAAAAGUAUUUAUACGAAAGAGUUAAAAAUAAAACCCAUUUAGGAAACCAGAUAAGCUUGAAAAGACUUACCGUUCAUCAGAAAGUUAAGGGCAGUCAGCCGAGAGGAAGAUGGCCAAAAACAAGAUGUAGAGGAACCGCAAAAGGAAAGGAACCAACUAAGAAACUCAGAGAAGGCCACUAGGAAGCCACCUACUUUGUAUCAACAGAUAAAAGUAAAGUUUUUCAACAUCAUUUACUCAGAACCAGAAUCGGAGCCGCCGUGGAGUUGGAGUCUGACUUAAUUCCACGGUCGAGAGGUGAAUUUCCCCGGAAAACCUAAAACAAAAUACAUAAAAGUGU